CAAUCUGGAUGGUGAAGCUUUCAACUUUGCCGUGAAAAAGGUAUCGUUCUUCGUGCUACACUCGCAAACGCUUCAAUUUUCGAUAUUCAGCUUGGAAAAACUUGGCUACAUUGUCCAAGCCGGCAUAUCGGAAAAUCUACGCGGAUGACGCUAACCAGGGAAAGUCAUCAUACUCCUUCGAACUUUCAUCCCUCGGUAGAUUCACGCAAGAUAACUCGUACGAUAUCUAGUAUCUGAUAUCUCCACUCAGUAUAAUCGCCAGAGCCUAAUUCUUCUGAUCCUUCUUCAGUAUAGUCGCUCACACGGACCAUGUCAGGCCUCAAAACUUCCAUCCUCCUCCCUCUAUACAUCUAUCCUCUCCCUAAGGCAUGGGAUUCUCUAUACUCAGCCAUCGAAUCCCAUCCCACUCUUGACUUCACAAUUAUCAUCAACCCAAACAGCGGACCUGGCAAAGACGCGCUCCCGGACGAAGACUACUCCCGUGAGAUCGCGCGGCUGAACAAAUAUCCAAAUGUUUACCUGGUCGGCUACGUUCGCGUAAAUUGGUGUAAGCGCGAUCUGGAGAAGGUCUGCAAGGACGUCGACAAGUACGCGGCCUGGGGCAAGCAUGGAAAUGGAGAGUUCACGAUGGGUGGCAUCUUCUUCGAUGAAUCGCCAAAUGAGUUCAAGGAGAAGAGAAAGGUGUUUAUGGAUGCUGCCGAUGCCAGGGUCAAAAACGCCGAUGGACUAGGGGGUUUUAGAUUGGUAAGUUCCCUUUUGGACUGUCUCCUGACUACAGUGUCGAUGGUUUAUUCACGUGCUACAGACGAUUCACAAUCCCGGCACGGUUCCGGAUACUGAAUACGCCAACCCUGGACCGGAUCUGACAACAGUCUUUGAGACCGAAUACAAACAUUUCAAAGAUCCCGAAGUACAGCAACGUUUAACGAACCUGCUCCGAUAUGACAGAGAUCGAUGUAGUUAUAUGGUUCUGUCAGUGCCGAAAUCUGACGUCCCAGAUUUGGUCAAAGAGUUGAAGCGCAGAGCAAAGUAUCUCUUUGUUUCUGAGAGUAAAAGAGGAUGGUAUGAGAAGUUCGGUGAUGGAUGGCAUCGGUUCAUCGAGGCUGUGGCAGCGGAUGCAUGAGUCUCGGUGUGAUAUGUGAGUGUUCGGUGGGUGGCUCAAGGCUGUAGAUUGUGACUUGAAAAUCAAGUUGCACUCGAUAAUGGGUGUACUUCUUGAAGAAACCAUCCAAAGUACAAUAUCUUUUGCAUGUG
Molecule: messenger RNA, 1254 nt
Organism: Cadophora gregata
Lineage: Eukaryota; Fungi; Ascomycota; Leotiomycetes; Helotiales; Ploettnerulaceae
Exons: 2
Coding region: 310-840 (176 amino acids)
Source: RefSeq, a predicted model, not a curated record